Molecule: messenger RNA, 3247 nt
Organism: Xyrichtys novacula (pearly razorfish)
Lineage: Eukaryota; Metazoa; Chordata; Actinopteri; Labriformes; Labridae
Source: the annotation of a GenBank genome assembly
AUGGAUUUGGAUUCUUUCCUUUUACUGGCUCUUCUGAGCAUCGGGACGCUGCUCCAAGUGGACGCCUCAGAAAGUUUCACAGCCAAGUAUGGAGAGACUAUGGUGAUACCAUGCAACAGUGGCGCUCCAGCACCUGAAGAUCACUUCAAAUUCUAAGAGCACGGAAAUGGCAGUUCAGGGGUUAAAAUUUAAAAUCUAAAAAGAGUUCAAAAGGAGGAGGUGCGUCACAAAAAGACAACCAGAAAACGAAAGAGGGACCGAGACCAUGACGGCGGCCCGUCCACACCCAUCUCCAGCAGCGGCCAAGGGUAGCAAAGAAGCGUGGCCGCCCGCCUGCUGAGAAGCUCUCACCAAACCCUCUAUCCCUCACCAAAAAGAUGAAGAAGAUCGUUGAUGCGGUUAUCAAAUACAAAGACAGUAAUGGCCGACAGCUGAGCGAAGUCUUCAUCCAGCUGCCCUCGCGAAAGGAGCUGCCAGAGUACUAUGAGCUCAUUCGCAAACCUGUGGACUUCAGGAAGAUCAAGGCCAUAGGUCAUUGGCACACAAUUUUAUUUGUAAAUAGUUCAUUUUUUUUUUUAAGUUAAAAAAACCCUAACCCAAACCCCUAACCCUAAACCCUUACCCUAACCCUUAACCCUAACCCUAACCCCCUAACCCUAACCCUAGCCCCCUAACCCUAACCCCUAAUCCUAAACCCUAACCCUAACCCCUAACCCUAGCCUUAACCCUAACCCUAAAACGAGUUAAAUUAAAUACAUUAUUUUUAAAUAAAUAAAUACAUUUGUUAAUAAAUAUAUGUUGUAAAGUUCAUUAUUAUAUAGUAAAGGGUUAAAAGCAUAAAUAGCAUAAAUAGCAGUUAAGGGGUUAAAUCUUAAAAAUAUAAAAAAUGCACAUGACAAGAUUAAAAAACUAAGAAAUUCAUCAUAAUUAUUCGCCGGAGACUAUAAAAGGGGAGAAGUGGGUAGGGCUUAUUCAUUUUCAUUUAGACGCUUGAGGAGAGAAGACCGCAUAAUAUUCAGACAGCAGUUUAUUUUUUCAUUAUCUAACCAGCAUUUUCUUUUUUUUUUAUUACCGUGUGCCGGACCUGAGGAAGACCUACAAGAGGUCGAAAUGUUUAUAAAAGCAACAAAACGUUAUGUUGAGCUUGUGUUUGUAAAUUUGCGUACAUUUUAUGGCUAGAAAAUAAAUAUUGUUCAUUAACUUAAAAAAAAAAAAGUCUUGGGCACACAUAUAUUUUUGUAAAUAGUUCAUUUAUUUUUGAAAAAAAAGUUCAAAAGAACAAAAAAAUUUAAAAACAUUUAAAAAUCUUAAAAAAACUUAAAAACAUUAAAAAACUACAUAGAAACAGUUAAAAGCACAGUUUACUCACCUUUUAUUUUCCUUUUUUCAUCGUUUUAAGAAAACAAUCAAGUUUUUCUUUUAAGAAAGUUAAAAUUACAGUUAAGUUUCCCUUUGUUUCAAAGAUAGGUUUCCUUUCUUGAAAAAAAAUCAGUAUUUUACUUUAUUUUAUAUAAACAAAUUAAUACUUACUUUACCAUAGCCACUCCAAUAUGAGUGGCUACCAGGAUGGCUGGACGGAAGUCCGCUAUGGCAGAAGGGGCCAGCGCUUCCGCCAGCCCUUUAGGGACCGGAGGAACGUGUCCGGUUGGGGGAAGGCCAGUGCCUACCCCGCUCCCUAUGGGAGACGGGACACGGUCCCCUCACCUAACCCUAACCCUAACUCUUUUUUAACCUUCCAUUCAAAAUUACCAAGGGGGUGGGUCACCUCCAAAAUGCGUAUACCUAAACCCUAAACCCUUACCCUAACCCUAAACCCUAACCCUAACCCUAAAGCCAAACCCUAACCCUAACCUGUGGCCUGAAACGUGCUCCUAACACAAUUCUGGAAGGUGAAAAAUUGGGUCGGCAUUUAGAAAAAUUAUCUAAUUUUUUUUCCCAUGCAUUCCUAUGGGAAAAAAAUAAAUUUUUUUUAGGAACGUCCUAGAGACUCGGGAGUUGGUUCAUUGUACUCAGAAAAAUCCCCCCCCCCCCCCCCCCAGCAUGCAAGUUUCAGCGCUCUACGACCUUCCGUUCAAAAAUUACCAAGGGGGUGGGUCACCUCCAAACCCCCUAACCCUAACCCUAACCCUAGCCUGGGAUUCUAACCCUAACCUUGGGACUGACCCUAACCCUAACCCUAGUGAUCACUUUAAGCCUAACCUCAGGUAAAAUAUAAAUAUAUUAUUUAGAAUAAAAAACCAAACAGCAAUUAAAGGGUUAACAUUUUACAAACUAAAUAGAGCUGAAAAUAAAACAAAAUAUCCGAGAAAUUAAGUUAAUUAUUGGUCCAAAGGGUCUAAAAGGGAACAGGGAUAUUUCAUUUUAUUUUGGCUGCUUGCUGGGUCAACCCCUAUGAAUUGGGGCCCAGCAGCCUUUUAUUUUUUUGUGUGCAUAGAUCUGAUGAAGACCCAAGCUGGGUUGAAACGUCGUCGCGAUGCACACAGUAUGUACAUAGUUCAUGGUUGUUCAUGUACUGUUUGUUUGUUUGUUUGUUUGUUUGUGUGUUUGUGUAUAAAAACAGUUAAAAACCUUAAAAAAAUGGAUUAUUUAACAACAAUGAAUUACACAACACACUAAAACUAAUUUAAAAACAUUUAUUUAAAAACACAAGUAAGUGUUCUUUUGAGACCGGGGAAGCGUGUCCAAUGGGCGAAGGCCCGUGCAUUCCCCGCUCCCUGCAGACCCAAGCAGGGUAAAUCUAGAGGGAGACGGGAUUCAUUCCCCCAACCUAACCCCUAACCCUAAACCCUAAACCCUAACCAAAUCUCAGGCCGGUUCAUCAUUGGAAAAGACAAUGAACCGGCAUGUCAAAAGUGGCACAUACCCCUAUAUCCUAACCCUAACCCCUAACCCUAACCCUAACGUGCUUGUUGUUAAACCGUGCGCACAGGUAAGCUGUACUUCACUCUCGCCGUGUGGAUAAGAAGGAAACAUGGGGAAACUUCAGGAGUUUGAGAUCUCGUUUGAUAAAGACAAAGUGGUGUACAGUCCGGGAGAGUCUAUAUCCGAGACCGUGAAGACUAAACUGGCCCAGGCGCUGCAAUGUAAAGCUAUCAAAGUGAACUGCAAUGGUUUCUGUGGUAUUACCAGUAAAGUGAACGACACAGCCUGGACGAUGGAGGAGCAGUACUUCAACAGCACAGUCUCUGUUGCAGACAAAGGAACCCUGAAACUAGGAGAACGCCUGCAUGUCCAAUCCCUGUGCUAA